Molecule: messenger RNA, 1497 nt
Organism: Purpureocillium takamizusanense
Lineage: Eukaryota; Fungi; Ascomycota; Sordariomycetes; Hypocreales; Ophiocordycipitaceae
Exons: 2
Coding region: 367-1377 (336 amino acids)
Source: RefSeq, a predicted model, not a curated record
GGUCCUGGUUCAAGGCACGCAGGCACACACACCACGAUGCUAGCUGCGCUCGGCCGGCGAGAGAGAGAGCCUUGCCAUUGUUUGACGGCCCGGCCGAAUCAAGGAUCCGCGGGCCGCAAUCAUGGCCGUCCAGAUCCGCCGCCCACCACGCUUUAUCGGCGCACAGUCCGGUCCCUGCUGAUGUUCCUUGACGAGUCCAUGACUCCCGAGCAUCUCGAGUGAUCUUCAUCGUGCGCUGCUUCUUCUUCCGAAUCCUGACCCUGAGCUGUGUGGUCCUGCGCCCACCCGCCUUCCCGCCAGCCCAGACGGCAAUAUCGACGAUCAAACGCGCCUCGAUAAAUCCCAAAAAAAUCAAAAGUCGCUGGCAUGUCGAACCCUUACUACCACACGCGGGAUCGCGACGCCGACGCGCCCGAGGUCGCGCAGGUGGCGUCGCCCCUGACGGCCGUCUCCAACCUCGAGGGCGAGUGGCAGCGGCAGUACCAGUGGACGCGCGACGCCGAGCGCCCGCCGCUGCCGAGCGGCGACACGGCCAAGGAGGCCUUCAACCAGGACGCCGACGCCAAGUACGUCGUGCCGCUCGAGCUCAAGGGCGAGUACCCCGAGACGGCCACGAGCAUCACCAGCCCGGGGACCACCACGACCGCCGUGCCCUGGACCCCGGACUCGGAGCGCCUGCAGCCCGUCCUGUCCCAUGGUGGUUUUGGAAGCCCGGGGAGCCUGCAUGGCAGCGUCACGGGCGGGCCGCCGCCUCCCAUGCUGCCGCCGGGUGGUAGUGGUGCUACUGGUGGCGAGUUCAACGAGAACAAGGAUGGCAAGAUUCUGGGCAUGAGCCGCAAGGCUUUCCUGAUACUCGUCGUGGUCAUCAUCAUCAUCGUCGCUGCGGCGGUCGGUGGUGGCGUCGGCGGUGCGGUGGCAUCCAAGUCAAAGUCAGACGCCGCUCCCGUGACAACGUCGAGCAGCUUGCCUACAUCGUCAGCGCCGUCGCCUUCGACGACAUCGUCAGCACCGACGUCGACAUCAGCCACCCCCUCGGCAUCGCCCACACCAGACGUCCGGUUCCUCAACAACGAGACCUGGCCCAAGGGCGGCGUGCACGCGUUCCAGGGCUUCUCCCGGGAAAACUUCACCGGCAGCUCGACCGAGAUCUUCACCGAGGAGGGCGGCCACGACUUCCAGUUCGACCUGCACAGCUACGUCUGGGUCCCCAACAUCAACAACUGCUGCGCGUCGCUGUGCGCCAACUCGACGAAGCAAGGCUGGCUGGGGUACCGCUGCGAGCUGACCAAGAGGCUCGAGUCGUCGGACCCCAUUGCGCGCGUGUUUGUGUGGUGCUCACAAAAUCACACCAUCGAAUACGCGAGGGGCAAGUGUUAGUAGGGAGAUGAAAAUGCACAUGCAUGCACGGGGCGAAUCCAGCCGGCGUUUUACGAGUAUGUUUACUUCAAGGCACAUAUGUAUAUCUGAAACGGUCGCAUAGCGCAUAUAAUUCUCAAG